AUGCUUGCUAAUCGAGACUAUGAAAAGGUUGACAAAUCUGAAUGUGUGAGAAUUGAUGAUAAGAGCUCAAGACCUCAAGUGACAAUAUUUGAUUGUAUUGAAAAUGAUUACACAGUGAUUACCAUGAGGUCAAAAGACAAGCCUAAUUUGUUGUUUGAUACUGUCUGCACUCUAACUGACAUGCUAUAUGUAGUAUUUCAUGGAGUUGUUCACACUGGGAGGAUGGAAGCUUUUUCGGAUGUUAUUGUUAUGAUUGUGGUUGUUUUAGAUUCUUCCUUCAGUUUAACAUCGAUAAAGAACUCAUUUGGAGAAACGAAGGAAUUGCAGAGUGCAUUGGGAGGGAAGGCUGUGAGUUUACCACAGGUGUUUAUUAGAGGGAAGCAUAUUGGUGGUGUGGAUGAGAUUAAGCAACUUCAUGAAGUUGGAGAGUUGGCAAAGCUUUUGGAAGGAUUCUCAGCUCAAGAUCCAGGGAUUGUUUGUGACAAUUGUGGGGAUGCAAGGAUUGUGUCGUGCCUAAAUUGUAAUGGAAGUCGAAAAGUGUUUGAGGAAGAGGAAGGGAAAUUGAGGAGGUGCUCGGAUUGCAAUGAGAACGGAUUGAUUAGUUGCCCAAAUUGCUGCUCUUGA
Messenger RNA from Ilex paraguariensis (yerba mate), 624 nucleotides. NCBI's taxonomy places the organism in Eukaryota, Viridiplantae, Streptophyta, Magnoliopsida, Aquifoliales, Aquifoliaceae. The record is from the annotation of a GenBank genome assembly.